This is a messenger RNA of Heterocephalus glaber (naked mole-rat), 1085 nucleotides long. The record is from RefSeq and is a predicted model, not a curated record. Lineage: Eukaryota; Metazoa; Chordata; Mammalia; Rodentia; Bathyergidae.
CUAGCUAUAUAAGGCUAUGGCUUGGGUGGGUUUUUCGGUCUUAUUGAGGCCUCUUGUUUGUGAUAAUUUCUGUGAUUCUUAGGUAACUUGUCUAUUUGAUAAUUAGGUGGUAAAGUGAUUGUAAAAUCUGGUCAUUCAUGAUGCCUACUUUUGGGACUGAGCAUAGUGAACAUCAUCUCUAAGCCUCCUAGCCAGCUCCUCCCAUAUGGAGAAGCUCAAAGAUCAUUAUCACAUCCUACGGAAAAUCAACAAGGGCAAUUAUGCUGAUGUAAUACUGGCCAAGCAUUUGUCCACUGGAAUGACAGUGGCCAUCAAAGUAUUGCCAAAGGGAGAGAAUUCUGAUCACAUCAUGUAGGAGGUCAGCAUCAUGAAAUCAUUGCAGCAUCCGAAUAUCAUCAAGUUACUGCAAGUUAUUCAGACAGAGGAGGAAGUCUACAUGGUGAUGGAAUAUGCAAGUGGAGGAGAACUGAUAAAUCGCAUCCACGAGACCAGUGGCCCGCAGGAGGAGGAGGCUAGAAGAAUAUUUUGGCAGAUCAUCUGUGCCAUUCAAUACCUCCAUGGACAAGACAUCAUUCAUGGGCAUCUCAAAUUAGAUAACAUCUUGUUAGAUGAGGAUGGCACAGUUAAAAUCUGUGACUUUGGAGUGGGGACCAAGAUCACUCCUGAGCAGAAGCUGAACAGGAUCUGCAGCACGCUGCCAGACACUGCCCCUGAAGCACUAUUGCACAAAAGAGAGCUAUUUGCUGGGGACAUUUGGAGGCUCGGUGCCAUCCUCUCUGAGAUCAUGGUGGGGUUAACACCAUUCAAGGAGAUCCAUCCCUUUUAUCUGAAAUAGCAGAUCCUGCAGGGCAGGCACUACUGUCCCCAUUCCUUCUCCACAGACCUGCAAAAUUUAAUUGUCACACUUCUCACCAUUGACCCCUUGCAGUGCCCAACACUAGAGGAAAUCAUGUGGCACCCAUGGCUCCACCAGGGUAAACCACCUUCUCAUCCUCCUCCUGAUCUGCUUCCAGAAUGCCCAAAACCUGAGAUCCUAAAGUUGAUGUUCGCCUUAGGAUACAACCCUGAAGAAAUUUAAAAAUCCC